GCUAUAUUCUUCGGUUCAAAUGGUGGAUGCGGUUGUCAGUCACAGCCAGCUUGCCCACCUGCACCAGUCUGCGCCCCUCCACCCCCUCCUCCAGUUUGUGCUCCAUCAUGUGGAGGACAAAGCUACGAGUCUGCUCCUGCCUACUACUCAGCUCAGAUUCAGCAAACACAGCCUAUUUUUUCUUAUAAUGUAGAGUGA
Molecule: messenger RNA, 198 nt
Organism: Strongylus vulgaris
Lineage: Eukaryota; Metazoa; Nematoda; Chromadorea; Rhabditida; Strongylidae
Source: the annotation of a GenBank genome assembly